Molecule: messenger RNA, 2914 nt
Organism: Octopus sinensis (East Asian common octopus)
Lineage: Eukaryota; Metazoa; Mollusca; Cephalopoda; Octopoda; Octopodidae
Product: serine/threonine-protein kinase ULK2
Exons: 26
Biological process (GO): peptidyl-serine phosphorylation; axon extension; protein autophosphorylation
Cellular component (GO): cytoplasm; autophagosome
Molecular function (GO): ATP binding; protein serine/threonine kinase activity
Source: RefSeq, a predicted model, not a curated record
CUGUCUAACUGCCAUGUAUGGUUUGUUUUCUCAUUCCAGCGACCCUGCACGACUGUUGCUAUCAAAAGCAUCACCAAAAAGAACUUGGGGAAGUCUCAGAGUCUCCUGAGCAAGGAAAUAAAGAUUCUUAAGGAAUUAUCAGGAUUACAUCAUGAAAACGUUGUGGCAUUGUUGGAUUGUAAGGAAACCACAAACAAUGUUUACCUUGUGAUGGAGUAUUGCAAUGGGGGAGAUUUAGCUGACUACCUUCAAGCUAAAGGAACACUCAGUGAAGAUACAAUUGCAAUAUUUCUACGCCAAAUAGCUGGUGCUAUGAAAGCCCUGAAUGGCAAAGGAAUUGUACAUAGAGACUUGAAGCCCCAAAACAUUCUAUUGUGCCAGGGUUCAAAACCAAAUCCACAACCUUCGGAGAUGAAAUUAAAAAUUGCUGAUUUUGGCUUUGCUAGAUUUCUUCAAGAUGGCGUUAUGGCUGCAACACUGUGUGGUUCGCCAAUGUACAUGGCCCCUGAAGUCAUCAUGUCCCUACAAUACGACGCUAAAGCCGACUUAUGGAGUAUUGGUACUAUUGUGUUUCAAUGUUUAACUGGCAAGGCUCCGUUCCAGGCACAGACCCCUCAACAACUGAAACAGUUCUAUGAGAAACAUAGUGAAUUGAAACCCUCUAUACCCAGUGGUACUUCAGCAGAGCUAAGAGAUCUUCUACUGAAGUUACUAAAGAGAAGUGCUAAGGACCGAAUCAACUUUGAGGAUUUUUUCUGCCACCCUUUCCUGAAACCACAGCCUCCACCACCUCCUCUCUCUACGUCUCCCAUCGACAUGGCUUAUGAAGCAGAACCAGACAGCCCUGAACCACCCCCCAUUCCACCACACCCUACUGUUACAUGUUUAUCUUCUAGUCCUCAACACCCGCAAACUCUGACUUUGCCCCCAACCGCCACCCCACCAGUUGCUUCACCAGAAGAAGUCAAUGUUUCUAAAGGAAGUCGAGUAGACAGGGUGGUAGAAUCUGUUUCCAGGAGUACAAGUCCUGUGGAGGGUUUUGUGAUUGUCGACGGUUACCAAGAUGACCAAUAUGAUAAAAACGAAACUGGUGAUAAUGGAUCUGACAGUGACGAUGAGGUUUGUGUGAGGAACGUGAAUAUGAGUCCUACGUCCGGUACCGUGGCAUUUAAGAAAGACUGCCAGACGAGUCCAACGAGACCGACAUCUUUACAAGUUCAGUCGCCCAACAUCACCCCCCCUUCGCAGCCGAUCCCUGUCCCAACACAAACUGAAGCUUACCAAAUUAUGUCAAAUUCCCCCACCACCCCCUCCCUCACUCACAGUAAAGAAUCGGCCUCGGAAAAAGAGGAGGGUAACAGCCAUAUGUUGAAACGCAACAGCUCAGAAUCUCGUCUCAGUAGUGGACCAGACAUAGGGUCGUUAUCUCCACCAACAGUUACAUUCACCAUUGGGAGUCCACACAGUUCCCCCUGGAGGAGGGGCAGCACUAGCAACACCCCACCUCCCCAUCCACCAACAGCACACCGGACCCACUCCGGCACCCCGCCCAACAUGGUCGCCUCACCACUAAGAAGAUCUGGUCACAGUCCAGCAUCUGUUUCUCCUCAACAAGCCAUCACGGGCCCAUCAUCCAUGCCGAUAUUCUUCGGAUCGCAUGAUCGAAGAGAAGGUUUCCACCAUGUCGGCAGCCUUCCCUACAACCUGUAUCGACCCAGGACAGUCCCGGACAACAUGGCUACCUAUACUUAUAACGCCUCCCCUCCAAACAGUUGUCCUGAGUGUGGCCAUGGUCCGACCGAUAUCCCACAGCGUCAUGGCAGCCAGGCCACUGCUCGCGACAGUAUAAUGACCACCCAGUUGAGGAGUCCGUAUGGAUCGCCCCGGCAAUAUUUUGCCUAUCCCUCAGGUAUGAUAGCCUGGCCCACCAAAGACAGGUACAUCCACACUAAUGAAGACCAUUACUAUCGGCACCCUGCUUACCUGGUCUACCCUGAGGCAUCACCCCCAACCUCACUGAUGUAUGCCCCAUCACCACCCAGUAUCGAUACGGCAAUGCCUUUCGUGGCCCCAGAACUGGCUGAGGAUACACUAAUGGAUGAACACUACAAGGAGGUGCUAGGAAAAUUGAGUUUUGUCAAUGACUUGGUGGAGUGCAUUAUGCAGAUUGCACAUGCACAUGGAACUCCAUUUAGCAUAGUCUCACCUAACAUACUGACUGAAGAGAAAAACCAAAGAAUUAUUGAAACACAAAAGCGUUUAAACCAACUCCUACUCUACGUGCGCUGUCUACAGUUGCUGACGUCAGCACUACAACUUGCGAAAGAAGAAAUCAAACACUCGCGUCUUCAUCCUCUCACAUCGCUGAAGAAGAUUGUCCAGAAGAUGAACGUCCGUUACCACAAAUGUCUCGACCUCUGCAAGAAGAUCCAGCGUUAUGGUCCACUGCAGUACACCAACGCUCACAUUGCACAGAUGCUCGUUGCACCGGUCGACAAGAUCAUCUACCUUCAUGCCCUCGAUUUGUUCCGAACUGGUUUAUUGGACGAGAUUUUAAUGAAGAUGAAUGAGUGUUACUAUCACUACAGUACGGCCCACAUCCUGCUACACAGUUUGGCCAACCAAGCUAAGGACACGACGGACAAGUCAGUACUCAAUAACUACAAAUGCAAGGUGGUCAAGCGUCUCCUCAACCUGAAGUCUUACGACACCAUUAAAAUCACCUGAACGACCUGAAAUGGCACACCUCUCGCUCACCGAUUCCAUCAAGGGCCUCCACCUUCCUCCUCUUCCUCCCCCCUUAUACCCAAUACUCUCCCUCUCUACGGUACCCACAAUUCCACUGCUGUCCCCACCCCGAGGGACGCAAACCAGGUGCGGGUUUGGGCCGAGCGCACGACGAGGUUAUUUUACG